AUGUUUCUUCACGGCAGAGACCUUAGCGUUCUAGUGUUGAUUAGAACUAUUAGAAGAUUUACAAAGGAGAAGGUACAAAUGGCUUCUGAAGUUUCAAGCAUGCUACGGAAUCAAGUUGCUGAAAGGGCUUUUGCUAAGGAAGAAGCCAGCAUAUUACAGGCAGAACUAGAUUUACGGACACGAAGAUUGGAGACAGAAAAGAAUGAGUUACAAUCAGUAAUGGAAAAGGAGUUGGAUAGAAGAUCCAGCGAUUGGUCUCUAAAACUUGAGAAAUACCAAAUUGAAGAACAUAGACUCCGUGAAAGGGCGAGGGAGCUUGCAGAGCAGAAUGUCUCUCUACAAAGGGAAGUCUCUUCAUUUAAUGAGAAGGAAGUAGAUAAUAGAAUCAAGAUGUCAUUUUCGAACAAAUACCUUGAAGAUUUGUCUAAGAGACUAGAGCAAGAAAACUACCAGAAAAAGGUUAAAGAGCUUAAAUCGGAGACUUUGCUGGCAACUGUGCUAAGGGAGAAGCUCUAUUCCGAGGAGAUGGACAUAAAGAAACUUCAGGCUGAUCUAGCCGCAACAGUUAGAGGUAACGACAUUCUCAAAUAUGAAGUGGAAAAUGCGUUGGACGCUCUUUCUUGUGCCACACCCAAGUUGAAAUAUCUCGAGCUUCAG
Messenger RNA from Capsicum annuum, 657 nucleotides. Its product is annotated as TNFAIP3-interacting protein 3-like. The record is from RefSeq and is a predicted model, not a curated record. The transcript has 2 exons. The annotation marks the transcript as partial. Lineage: Eukaryota; Viridiplantae; Streptophyta; Magnoliopsida; Solanales; Solanaceae.